CGCUGGGGCCGGGGGCGGGGCCGCUCGCAGGAGCCAAGUAGAGGCGAGGCCCGGCCGCCGUCCUUCCAGCUGCUGCCAUGGACGGGGCGCGCGCUGCCUCCCGCCUGCGCGUCGUCCUGGGCCACCUCGGCUGCCCCUCGGCCGCGGCCGUCAUAGCUCACCCCACUUCAGGGGCUGUUCCUUCUGCCAGUUUCCAUCCUCAAUUCCAGUAUACUCGGGAUAAUAAUGUUCUAAGCCUAGAACAGAGAAAAUUUUAUGAAGAAAAUGGGUUCCUUGUCAUUAAAAAUUUGGUAUCUGAUGCUGAUAUCAAACGCUUUAGGAAUGAGUUUGAAAGACUCUGCAGACAAGAGGUAAAACCAGCUGGAUUAAUGUUAAUGAAAGAUGUGACCAUUGCGAAAUCAAAAUAUGCUCCAAGUGAAAAAGUGAUUACCAAGGCCCAAGAUUUCCAAGAAGAUGAGGAACUCUUCAGAUACUGCACUCUCCCUGAGAUUCUGAAAUAUGUGGAGUGCUUCACUGGACCCAACAUUAUGGCCAUGCAUACCAUGCUGAUAAACAAGCCUCCCGACUCUGGCAAGAAGACAUCCCGCCAUCCCCUGCACCAGGAUCUGCACUACUUCCCCUUCAGGCCCAGCAAUAGCAUUGUUUGCGCUUGGACGGCCAUGGAGCACAUUGACCGGAACAACGGCUGCCUGGUGGUGCUCCCGGGCACACACAAAGGCACCCUGAAGCCGCAUGAUUAUCCCAAGUGGGAGGGGGGAGUUAACAUAAUGUUCCAUGGGAUCCAGGACUAUGAUGAAAACAAUGCCCGGGUUCACCUUGUGAUGGAGAAGGGAGACACCGUUUUCUUUCAUCCUUUGCUCAUCCAUGGAUCUGGUCAGAACAGAACUCAAGGAUUCCGGAAGGCAAUUUCCUGCCAUUUUGCCAGUGCCAACUGCCACUACAUCGAUGUGAAGGGCACCAGUCAAGAAAACAUUGAGAAUGAAAUUGUGUCGUUAGCCGAAAAAUUGUAUGGAGUGAAAGAAGGUGUCUCCCUGAAGGAUGUUUGGAGAUUUCGAGGACGGCUUGUGAAAGGACAAAGAGUCAACCUUUGAAACAGCUCUUUGCUAUAACUCUUUAAAGAAAUCAAAAUGAAAUAAGGUGUCUAAGGAAAAUAUUUUCUUGAUGAGAUGACACAAUCUUUUCUAUCGCUUGUUAACAAAUCAAAAUGCAUAUAUCAGGUACCUAAUCGCAUGUGGGUAAUUUUGCAGUGCAGUGGUGUUGCUUUCAUGAAUGUAAAAACAGCAAAAGUGAAAUGGUAUUCAUUUUAAGGAAAAUGAAGUUAGGGUUGCAGCCAAAAUAAAGGUAAUUCUGUAUAACUUAA
This is a messenger RNA of Myotis myotis, 1360 nucleotides long. RefSeq names its product phytanoyl-CoA 2-hydroxylase (gene PHYH). Bases 78 to 1091 code for a protein of 337 amino acids. The transcript has 9 exons. Lineage: Eukaryota; Metazoa; Chordata; Mammalia; Chiroptera; Vespertilionidae. Gene Ontology annotation, molecular function: phytanoyl-CoA dioxygenase activity. The record is from RefSeq and is a predicted model, not a curated record. Gene Ontology annotation, biological process: fatty acid alpha-oxidation.